UCACCAACACGAGAUCUUCCAUCUUCAUCACUGGAGACGCUGAUGGUGACAUGAUCUCUCCAAGAUUCGGCUAAGUCACAGCCAAGCCACCUUCCAACGAAGAAAAGCUCUGUUGCCGCUUCUCCAACACGAAACAGCUCCGCCCCCUCUCGACUCACCUCCAUAUGUGUGCCUUUUGCAUCUUUCUGCAUGCCAUCUUAGUCGAUAUGGUCAAGUCACCAUUACUUCUUUAAGCUAUAUGCUUCUCAACGACUUAUGUCGUUCCUGAUCCAACGUUGAUCAUAAGUUUUCUAAGUCGUUCACGACUUCCUCUAAGCUAUUUGCUUCUACACGACAAGUGUCGUUUCAUAUCCAAGUUGAUCUCAUCUUCAAGAUGUCCAAAAGACGUCUUCAAAGCUAUAGGCUUCCCUACCUUCACAAACAAGUAUUGUCCAAAGUGUUUUCAUGUGUCAUUUAACUCUGGCACACUACGGUAGAUCCGUCAACCACCUGGUUUAAGCACAACGCUUCAUAACUCCAAUCAAAUACAACAUCAUAUAUGGUCAAUUUCAAGUUAUCACUUCCGCUUCACUCAUGACACCUUGAGCUUGAGGGAGCGUAUAGAGAGAUCUAGAAGAUCACAAGAUUAAUAACAAUAUAUUCUAUAUUUAUUAUUUAGAUAUUUAUAUAUUUACAAUCAUUAUAGUUUAGGAAACUAUUGUACUAUAUAAUUCUAUGUAACCUAAAGCUUAUGAUUAUGAGAGUCAAUAUAUUAUUUCCUAAACACUAAGAUGUUCUUUUCUCAUCAACCUCUAUCAAUAACUUCAUCCUGCAUAAUCCAUCCGAAUUUUAACUUACAAAGUUGCCUUUUAGCCAGGCUUUGUCUAUCUUUAAUCAUUUAAAGUUUUAAACUAUAUAACCAACCAAAACAAACCUCAUCUUUCUCCUUCAUUCACAAAAACAAUAACUUCUCUCUGUUCUUCUUCUUGUCUCUCUUCUUUCAAACCUCAAGAACCAAAACAAAUAUGGAGUUGUUCACAAAAGGUAACAACGUUAAGCUACGAAGCCACCUAGAUAAGUUUCUAGUCGCCGACGAUGACCAAGAAACCAUCCGUCAAAGCCGUAAAGGAGAUACACGGCGAGCCGUUUGGACGGUGGAGCAAGUCGUCGAUAAACCUAAUCUGAUAAGGCUGAGGAGUAGCCACGGUACGUACUUAACUGCGAGUAACAAACCGUUGCUGUUAGGUAUGACCGGUGAGAAGGUGACUCAGACGACGUCACUUAACAAGCUGAUGGAUUGGCAAACGCAGUGGGAACCGGAGAGAGAUGGGUUUCAGGUGAAGCUCAAGUCGUGGUGCGGCAAGUGGAUGAGGGCUAACGGUGGAACGCCGCCGUGGAGAAACUCUGUUACUCACGACGAGCCUCAUACGUCGAAGACCAAGAACUGGUUGAUCUGGGAUGUUAUAAACGUUGAUGGUUCUGAUCUUGAAACCAUGUCUGAUGGAGAUGAUGAGAGCUCUGUUUCUUCUCCGGUUUCCGGAUUCGGGUCACAACCCGGGUCGCCCGUUUCUGUCGGUUAAACGAAGAGUAGUAUUAGCCGGUUCGCUUCUCUUGGUUUACCUAUGUCUCCGAGAUGAUCCCCAAAACCGAUUGUGUCUCCUGGAGAUGUCCCCAAAAGUAAACGGAGAGUAACGUUCAUCUUGAUCGACAUCAUGUUGACCAUAUAUCUGGUCCAACAAAUCUUUGAAGGGCAAAGGCUUGUUCUUCAAAACCCGAACAAAUUUAUCUUUAUUUUCAAAUUCCUGUCAAUGAUUCAAAACAUAUUAGAAUAAAAUUUUCUAUUCAUAUAAAAAUAUUAUAAAUGAUAACAAAGAGACUUACAGCAAUUCGAUCAUUCCACCAAGAUGUUGACAUAAUUAUUUGUCCAGUGGACGGAUCAACAACAACACCCGUGCGUUCCAUCAGUUGCCUAUUAAUUUGCCAAAGCUUAUGCAAGUACUCGAUUUUGCUCUUUAUCUCACUAUCCCAAACAAGCUUCUCUCCGGUCAACUCAAAUAAUUUGUUUUCAACUCUUUUUCUACCAGCAACAUUCGGCAUUUUACUCGAGUGGUCAUUUGAUUUUAGCUCCGUAAUAACGAGUUCAAGCAUAAUUUGACAAUGUCUUUCCUUCCACACAUACUAUAAUAUAUACAUACUCAGUAAUCAUGUUUCGUUUAAAUACAUUCAUCCUAUAUGCAUUGAAAUUUAAUAAAUAAUUAUAUGCAAAACAUAUAUACCUUUUCUUCGGUAUCGAUCCCUGAUGCAGUGGUUGAUUUGCCUUUGUUUGUUUCUUGAAAGACCUCCACGCCGUGAUGAUCCAAUAGUCUCUUGGGAACUUGCCAUAAUCCAAAUUUUUUCUAAAAAUCAAAAUCAAAUACAUAAAUUAAUAAAACCAAACACAAGA
Messenger RNA from Camelina sativa (false flax), 2422 nucleotides. Lineage: Eukaryota; Viridiplantae; Streptophyta; Magnoliopsida; Brassicales; Brassicaceae. The record is from RefSeq and is a predicted model, not a curated record.